AUGGACCGAGGAACUAUGGCCCGAAGCAACAACUACUUCGCAGUUCUCGGCCAAGCGGCCCUCCCUGUGGAUGGCUUCAAUGUAUCCGACGCAGGCUCGUCUUCAAGCCACGGUACAUCGCCUGAGCUUGAAGGAUCUGAUCGAGUGUCAGGUGAAGAGGAGGAGGAGGCGUCAGAUGAGGACUCUGACGAUGAAUCGGAUACACAAUCAUACGAGGGAUCAGAUGAAGGAUCAGACGGAGACUCAGUCCAGGGAUCGGGCUUCUGGCUCCUGAGAGAUGGACAGACCAUCGAAGAAUUCAACCUCGGAUUCGAGCGUGAGCAGCAGAGACGUGUGCGUGAGCUGGAGCAACUUCAAGCGGCUCCGGACUACAUGAGAGGUUCCGUGGACUACUGCAGGGUGCAGAUUGAAAUUCUUGAUGUGGAAGCCGACAACAUCUUCCUCUUCAAGUACAUUACACUCGAAGGCAUCGACAGAGUCGGCUUAUUCAUCCGAGAAGACUACAUCCACGUCAUGGACAUCUUACACCGGCAGAUGGACCUGCUACAACACGCCAUCGACCACGGCAAUGGCGCACUGAUUGAGUUUCCCCCGGAAACUCCCAUCUUCUCUACGACCGCGAAUGUCGCUCCCGCGUCUCAGACCUGGCAAAAUCGAAUUACCAUGCUGCAGACUUAUCGCCAGCGCCUCGCCCACGAUGGAUCUCUUCCGCUGGCACGUCCUAGCGCGACUCUCAUCCUAAAUGCAGAAGAGCGUGUGCACAUGGAUCAGAUCCUGCAGCGCACUAUCGCCACUACAGAAUGGUGGUUCACGCACGAUGAGAGCAAUGCUCAGACUCCAGAACUAGCACAAUGGGAUCGAGACGAUGCCGCGAUAACAGACUCGCCAUGGCGACAUCAUCCACCGGUGGGCGGUGAUUAUUGGCAGGGGAUACUGGAGAACAUCUUCGCCAAUGGUCCCGGUGUGCCGAGAGCGCGCCGCAUACCGCACCUUCCAGCUUCGGUUGCGCAAGAGACGAUUCAGCUGGAAGAGGCGGAUCUGGUCGAAGAUGACGAUGCAUGCGGUAUUUGUCAGGAAGAAUACAAGGUCGGCGAAGAGCGCUCGACUCUCCCUUGCGGUCAUCGAUUUCACGGUUCAUGUAUCACACCAUGGUUGGAUACGUAUUCGACGAAUGGUCGGUCGCUACAGGAUGGAAGACAAGCAUUUCGGGGCACUGGCGCUGAUGUCAGGGUUGUCGGUGGAGCGUCAGUCCUCCACCCAUCCUCCAUCCAAGUCGUCUCCACCUCCCCCUUUCCCUGUUCCCAUGCAUUUCUCGCACACCUCCAGGGGUUCGACGAUUUCUCUAGGCCGGGACUCAUUCCGGAAAGAUCCAAAGGAGCAGGAUCAUCUGCGUUCUGCUAUUAUAAGAGUCCUCGAUGA
Messenger RNA from Zymoseptoria tritici IPO323, 1419 nucleotides. RefSeq lists its product as uncharacterized. The coding region runs from base 1 to 1419 and encodes 472 amino acids. Gene Ontology annotation, molecular function: ubiquitin protein ligase activity. NCBI's taxonomy places the organism in Eukaryota, Fungi, Ascomycota, Dothideomycetes, Mycosphaerellales, Mycosphaerellaceae. The record is from RefSeq and is a predicted model, not a curated record. Gene Ontology annotation, biological process: ubiquitin-dependent protein catabolic process. The transcript has 6 exons.